Messenger RNA from Magnusiomyces paraingens, 573 nucleotides. RefSeq lists its product as uncharacterized. The transcript has 2 exons. Bases 1 to 573 code for a protein of 190 amino acids. The record is from RefSeq and is a predicted model, not a curated record. Gene Ontology annotation, biological process: endoplasmic reticulum to Golgi vesicle-mediated transport; intra-Golgi vesicle-mediated transport. Gene Ontology annotation, cellular component: cis-Golgi network membrane; TRAPP complex; cytosol. NCBI's taxonomy places the organism in Eukaryota, Fungi, Ascomycota, Dipodascomycetes, Dipodascales, Dipodascaceae.
AUGUCUAAAGCAUAUCGAACCGUGGGAGAAGACAUUUGGAAAAACAAGGUCCAGAAAGUGAAUGCAGAGCUCGUCACAUUAACAUACGGUUCUAUAGUUUCUCAGCUUUGCCGGGAUUAUGAAGGUGACUAUGUCAAGGUCAACAAGCAACUUGAACGCAUGGGCUACAACAUUGGUCUGCGGUUAAUAGAGGAGUUUUUAGCACGAUCUGGGCUUGGCCGAUGCACCAACUUUAAGGACACGGCCGAGGUUAUUUCCAAGGUUGGCUUUAAAAUGUUUCUCAACAUCACACCAGCUGUUGAAAACUGGUCGCCCGACAAUAAGCAGUUUUCUCUUGUAUUUGACGAAAACCCUCUUGCAGAGUUUGUCGAGCUCCCGGAUGAUGGCAGAGCCAGAAAAGAACUGUGGUACUCGAAUAUCUUUGCCGGAGUUAUCAAAGGCGCCCUUGAGUCAGUCCAGCUUGAGGUCGAUGCUUUUUUUGUCUCAGAUGUCCUUAAAGGCGCUCCCUCUACAGAAUUGCGAGUAAAGUUGAUAAAGGUUUUGGAAGAUGAAGUUCCUGCAGGCGAGGAUUAA